ACAUCCGCGUGACACAUUCCUGCGAUUCGGAUUUAAACUUGUCCUAAAAAUCGCGAACAAACAAGAGUGUUAUCCGUCCAAUCUUUCAGUUAGAUCGUAAUUUUACGGAACAACUCGACUGGGCAGAUAUUUAUCAGAAAUGUGAAGAUUAGUUUCAAAAAAUUUACCGAAGAAUCUAUAGAUUUAACUCGAGUCGAAAUUUUAUCGAAAAAGAACAAAUUUUCGCCAGACGCGCUUAUUACCCAGCACCCUGUACUCGCGCAUUUAUCGUAUCGCGAUCUCGUACGACGUAUCUAUUACGAUCUCAAACUCAUCUCGGAAUAUGAGUGGGCAGGGGGGGGGCUGCAUAGCAGGCAUAUUGUGGGGGAUAGGGCCGGCCGCGCGCGAUACAAUAUAUACCUGACGAGGGCCUGGUGUUGCCGAACACCUGCUCCGCACCGGGUCCGAGCGGAGACCUUUGUCCAAGGGAUAUAAAACUCGUACACCGUUUCGGCUGCGCCAGUAGGCUUUCGAGAAGCGAUCGAGCGCGCUGCGACAGUCCCCCCGGCUUCGACACGUAACUUCGCGACUCAACUCGACGAUCUCGAGAUCAAUCGGAUAAAUCGUGUGCAAAAAAUAAAAAUAAAUCACGUCGAAUCGCGGUGAAUCUCGUCGAUCGCCGAAUAAGUCGUGGCGAAUUCUCGUUGAGGAAAUUCCAAAUCGAGAUCUCGAAGAGAAAUUCCAAGAUGCGGGGCCUUAGGAAACAUUAAAUCUGGAGAUCUGUUAAUUCUGAGCCCGAGGAUCUGAUAAAAUAAUAUACACGAUACACGAUUUAUAAAAUAAAAUAUAUCCCUGAAGGAGAAUAUAUGAAUUAAGAAGUAUAGAAGUCGGGAGAUCUUGACUGAAGACACUCGAGAGAUCGGCGGACAUGGCGAGUCUACGGUUGCUGUUAUCAGCUAUUAUCGCCGCGAGCACGUUGAUUGCCGGCACGCGCGCGGUUGAGGAUCUCAAUAGCACGAUCAAGCUAUUGCAGGAGCAAGUGAGCGCACUGUUGGACCACCGACAGGAGGAUUACAACGCCUUGGAGGAGAGUCUGAAGCAGGCAAUGGAAAAGAAUACAGAGCUCAUCGUCCUUAGAGAUGAAGUGGAGCAACUGAGGAAGGAAGUGAACGCUCUUCGCGGCGGAAGUGGCAACGAGGCGAAGAACGAGCGAUUGAGGGUGCGAUGGCUAGGCAGCGCCGUGACGGAGCUACAAAGCGAGGUCGCCGAAGUGCUCAGGACGCGGAACGCGAGCGAGGAGCUCGCCGAGCGCUCGAGGAUGAGGAGCGAGCUGGCCCUGCUCAAGGGCGACGUCGCCGAGGUCGGCAGGAGCGUGCGCGACCUCGGUGGCAGGAUCACCAAGAUCGAGGCCACCCUUGGUACCAUCAGGCUCGACAUCGCCGCGACCAAGGAGCGCGCCAGCCUCCUGUCCCGCUCCUGCGCGGACGUCAGCAGUCAGUUAAGCACGGUACAGAUCGAGCUGAAGUCCCUCAAGUGCGAGUCUACGCAUCCCGAUCAGCGGCAGGACCCGCAGAAGCUGGAGCAUCGCAGCAAGGCCGACGUCUUUCGCAACGAGGUGAGCGGAUCGCACGAGAUUGCGUCAGCCCGAAGACACAGCUAUUCCCGCGCCCUGGCUCAUCGCACUCGCCUCGAGGAGCGUCUGCGUAACGUCGAGCGGAAGAUCUCCGUGGUGGCGCGGAAACGAGCGAUAGUGGAGAAGCGGGUGGUAUACGAGGAUCGCGAGCAUCUCGAGGAACGAAUGAGGAGCCUCGAACUGGCGCAAGCAGAGCUCUCUCGAAGGGUAUCCAAUGCCAGCCAGGAUCUAGUGUCAAUGAAUGAGCUGGACGAGUCCGUGGUGCGACUGUACGACUCGGUUCGUCUGCUCGAGGAAACCGUUUACACCAAUCGUUCCGAGGUGAAGCGAGAGCUAGCGAAGCUGGAAAUAAACGCGGCGCGCAAGGCAGCCGAGCUGUCGCUGACCAGGGGGGAGCUUGGCAAUCUUCGACGAACGGUCCAGGCGUUGAGCGUGAGCGCGUCACAGCUGCAGCAGAAGAGCGACGUGCAGCGGAAGGGUCUGGACGCCUUGAACGAGACCCUCAGUCAACUGGACCUUUCUCGGAAUCUGGCCAAGGCGGCGAACGUGACGCACGAGCUGGAACAGGUGGAAGAUCAGUACCGUCUCAUAGUGGAUUCCCUGCCGGGAAAUUGCGAGGAGCGCGACGGCUUGACUUUGCUUGCGCCUGGUCCCGGAGCACCGUUGCUAGCCUCCUGUCGCGCCGGCUGGAUUGUCGUGGCUCGCAGAAUUGACGGCGCGGUCGACUUCGAUCGCACCUGGAACGAGUACUCGGUCGGCUUCGGUUCGCCGGUCAGCGAGUUCUGGAUCGGCAACGAGGCACUGCAUCGACUCACUCGCGAUAACUGCAGCAGACUGCAGGUCGACCUGACCGAUACCUACGGCGUGCACUGGCGCGCCGACUACGAGCACUUCACGGUUGAUUCCGAGGAGACCGGUUACCGGCUCCACGUGUCCGGUUAUUCGGGCAACGCGACCGACGCGCUGUCCUAUCAGGACGGCAUGGCGUUUAGCGCCAAGGACCGCGACAUGGACAUCAGCACCACCGACUGUGCGGCCAACUAUCGGGGCGGAUGGUGGUUCAGCCAUUGCCAACAUGCCAAUCUCAACGGCAGAUAUUCCUUGGGUUUGACAUGGUUCCAGUCGACGACCAACGAGUGGAUGGCAGUUACAUCUUCCGAGAUGUCGGUGCAACGGAAGCAAAACUGUUGAUGAACGUUUGAUGACUUGGAAAUUAUUUAUGUCGAGUUGACGGAAUGACGCUAAUUGAUCAAUUGUAAGAAAGUGUUGGAAGUCCGUUCUGUGUAAUUUGAAUCGCGCAUCUCGUAUGUAAUAAAGCCACAAGAACAUUUGAUUGCAAUGCCAAAGAGUUAAGUGUAAUUUAAAGACUGUAAUGUAAAUACGUUAUAUAUAUAGUUAUGCACAAAUGAAGUAAACGCUGUAAACAUGCAAAGAAUAUAUAUUACUUAUUGUAUCUGUAUAGUAAUAAAAAAUUAUUAAAACUCA
Molecule: messenger RNA, 3097 nt
Organism: Vollenhovia emeryi
Lineage: Eukaryota; Metazoa; Arthropoda; Insecta; Hymenoptera; Formicidae
Product: protein scabrous-like
Exons: 3
Coding region: 908-2803 (631 amino acids)
Source: RefSeq, a predicted model, not a curated record